CGCCGACACCGUGAAAACAUGUUUUGUGUACCGAAAGAGAACGAUUUUUUCGAAUAAAAAAAUGCAUUUCGCAUCGUAGCACCGGCGCGAUACUAGGUAUUAUCGGAUCUAUGGCCGCGUCCUCGACGUAUUCCUCUAAUUUCGUAGUGUACUAACGGCCGCUUCGAAGAGAAACAGUGUUAUUUUGAUCGCGAAGUGAGUGAACUUAAUCAAAAUGGCGCAUCAAAUGCCCCCAUCGGUGAACUGUUCGCUGGACGAUAUCGACUUGACGGCCCUAAAGGAUCCCGCUGGUAUUUUCGAGUUGAUCGAAGUCGUCGGUAACGGAACUUAUGGACAAGUUUACAAGGGAAGGCACACCAAGACCGGUCAGUUGGCAGCUAUCAAAGUGAUGGACGUAACUGAAGAUGAAGAGGAGGAAAUAAAACUGGAAAUCAACGUGUUGAAGAAGUACUCCAACCAUCGAAACAUCGCCACUUACUAUGGUGCAUUCAUUAAAAAAUCUCCACCGGGAAAGGACGAUCAGCUGUGGCUCGUCAUGGAAUACUGUGGAGCAGGUUCCGUGACUGACCUGGUGAAAUCGACCAAAGGACAGUCGUUGAAAGAAGAAUGGAUAGCGUAUAUUUGUAGAGAAAUACUCAGGGGAUUGUCUUACUUACAUACGAAUAAGGUCAUACAUAGGGACAUAAAAGGACAAAAUGUUCUACUGACUGAUAAUGCUGAAGUAAAAUUAGUGGAUUUCGGCGUUUCCGCCCAACUGGAUCGUACAAUCGGCCGUCGUAACACCUUCAUAGGCACCCCCUAUUGGAUGGCGCCCGAAGUUAUAGCCUGCGACGAAAACCCGGACGCGACUUAUGACAAUCGCAGCGAUCUCUGGUCGCUCGGAAUAACCGCUCUCGAAAUGGCCGAAUCCCAACCGCCUCUUUGCGAGUUGCAUCCAAUGAGAGCGCUGUUUCUUAUCCCGAGGAAUCCACCACCACGACUGAAGAGCAAAAAAUGGAACAAGAAGUUCCAGGGUUUCAUCGAGACCGUGCUGGUUAAAGACUAUCACGAAAGGCCUUACACAGAACAACUCCUCAAGCAUCCUUUCAUCAGGGACCAACCAACUGAAAGACAAGUUAGAAUACAGUUGAAAGACCACAUCGAUAGAUGCAAAAAGAGAAAACAAGAAAAAGAGAGAGAAGACUACAGAUAUUCGGGUUCUGAAAAUGAGGAAGAGGAGCCUCAGAUCGCCGGUGAACCCAGCAGUAUUAUACAAGCUCCAGGCGGGGACACGCUAAGAAGGAACUUCCAGCAGAUUCAAGAAGGACGCACCCUUAGUCAAGUCGAACCGCCUCCUAGAAGUAGUAAAAAUAAAGAACGGGAAGAAAUUCCCGAGCCAGGGCCGCCGGCGAGGCCGCCUAUUCCUCAAAGGAUGAUCGUGGUACCGGAUCCGGCGCCACCUAGAAGGCCGUUACCUCCGCCUCCAGAUAAUAACUUUGGAGGUUCGAAGUCGCAAAAUCAACAGCAACAGCAAAGGAAUUCUCAGCACCAGUUUAAACCUAUGGAAUUGGACGCUCUGGCCGCCCAUCUGAACGAGCUGGGCGUCCAGCAGACCAACCAACCCGAAGCGCCGCCGCGCAACCGAAACUACAAGCAAUCCCAAUCGGCGUCGAACAACAACGUCACGACGCCCGGCGCCGCCGUCAAUCACACGCCCGCCAAUCAAGGCGGCAACAACAUCGACGGCUUGGUCGACAGCGAGACCGAUUCGGAGCCCGAAGACAACGGAAGGGUCAGGAACGACGGGACUUUGUUGGCCAGCGACCCUCCCAAGCCGCUGGCCGGUCUAGGAGUGGUUCCCGAAGGUACGGCCAGCGUGUCCAGUCCCGGAGCGACGGCGGUGUCCGGUUCGAGCACUUCGAGCGCCCCGAAUCGUCCGUUGCCUCCGACGCCCGACGACGACGAGUCCCAAGGCGAUCGAACGCUGGUGCUUAGAAAGCAGUCCGCAGCUAACGCAGUCGACAAAAAAAAGAUCGACGACGUCGACGAGGCGACGUUGCUCAAAGAUUGGGAUUUCGACAAGUUUUUCCCGACGAAGGCGAACGCGCCGGGCACGUCGUCCUCGUCGACGUCGAACGGCUCGUCGAAGAACGACGGCAAGGCGAAGAAGCCCGGCCACCGGCGCAUGGAGAGCGACUCGAAGAUCGCCCCGUUCUUCAGGAACUUCAGGCGCGAGAACUCCGAUCUGUUGCCGAUGGCGUCGCGCCAUUCGGCCGUCUACGUCGACAAGGGCGCCCGAUCGAGCGGGAUAUUCAACGGGCGGCGCGGCUCCGACGGCGGCGCGGCGAAGAAACCGCCCGGCGAGCCGGUGUUGAUGGACUACGUGAAGAAGACGGACGCGCCGAAGAGAGAGGCGGAGAUGGGGCGGCCGCGCCGCGAGAAGACCGAGUCCGAUUUGGUGCUCAGGAAUUCGGAGGCUCGCAGGAGCAUCAGGGAGACGUUGGAGGCGCGGCGGAAGGAGGUCGAGGCGCAGUUCGCCAAGGAGGCUGAGAACAUGCGCAGGCGGAGCUCGAAGCCCAUCGAAAUGAACGUUUUGAAUAUCUCGAACAUGUCGAAUUCAUCGGCCGGAUCGAAUUCCAUCGGCGACGAAUUUUCUUUUAUUCAGAAUGGUAGAAGUAACGAUCAUCCACGACAAAGCGUUCUACCCGAUUUACUUAGCCAAGCCAGCGGUAGUCCAGGCACACCUUCGACCAGAGAUAAAUCUUCCAACGAGGAGAAGCAGCGCUCCUUCCUGGCCUUCGGCUUCGGCGCCUCUUCGGCCCCCUCUCGACGGGAAUCCCACGUCAACGUCAACGUCACCCCCACGUCCCACGACAUCUCCUCGGACACGCCGGAAAUACGCAAGUACAAGAAGCGCUUCAACAGCGAGAUCUUGUGCGCCGCCUUGUGGGGUGUGAAUCUUCUGAUCGGAACCGAGCACGGGCUGAUGUUGCUGGAUAGAAGCGGCCAGGGUAAGGUGUACCAGUUGAUUUCGAGAAGGCGCUUCCAGCAGAUGGAGGUGCUGGAAGGACAGAACAUCCUCGUGACUAUAUCGGGCAAGAAGAACAGAGUGAGAGUUUACUACCUCAGCUGGUUGAAGAGCAAAAUCCUGCGAACGGACGGAGUCAGCGACCAAGUAGAAAGGCGAAACGGUUGGAUAAACGUCGGCGAUCUACAGGGAGCGGUCCACUUCAAAAUCGUCAAAUACGAACGGAUAAAGUUCCUGGUCAUCGCGCUGAAAGACAGCAUCGAAAUAUACGCUUGGGCCCCGAAGCCCUACCACAAAUUCAUGGCGUUCAAAUCGUUCUGCGAUUUGACGUAUCGACCGUUGCUGGUCGAUCUCACCGUCGAAGAGGGCACCAGGUUGAAAGUUAUCUACGGCAGCAACGAGGGUUUCCACGCCGUCGAUUUGGAUUCGGCCAGCGUCUACGACAUCUAUCUACCCAAAGUUGCCCAAACUGGAAUAUCUCCGCACUGCAUAGUCACUCUACCCAACAGCAAGGGCAUGCAACUGUUACUCUGCUACGACAACGAGGGCGUCUAUGUCAACACCUACGGUAGGAUAUCCAAAAACAUGUUACUACAGUGGGGCGAAAUGCCGACGUCAGUGGCGUACAUAGGCACGGGCCAGAUAAUGGGCUGGGGUAACAAGGCGAUCGAGAUCAGAGCAGUGGAAUCGGGACAUUUGGACGGUGUGUUUAUGCACAAGAAAUCGCAAAGGUUAAAGUUCCUGUGCGAGCGAAACGAUAAAGUGUUCUUUUCUAGUGCGAAAAGCGGUUCCUCUUGUCAAAUAUAUUUCAUGACCCUCAAUAAGCCCGGCAUGGCGAAUUGGUAACGGGCCGGUGUAGGAUAUAUACACGGGGUGAUCUCAAAAAAAAUUGAAUGGAUUCGAAUUUACUUAAAGUACGAAGAGGGUUGGAGUAUGAAUCUCGAUUCGAUUUCGAUGUUUUUUUUAAUGCGAUAAUUGAGAUUCGUUUUUGAUCGUAUUUGCAUUUUUUUGAGGAACACCCGUCGUCAUGUGAUCGCUGCAAAGUGAUGAUAAAAAUGACUGUUUGAUGGAGAGAGGGUCAUCGUGAAAUAUGUAAUAAACAGUGUUUUUAUUUUAUUUUUGUUGCUUACUUUGAUUUAGGAGAAUCGCGUGUAGAGGAAAAACGUGUAAGGAAAUUUUAUUUGGGAAAAAGUGUGAUAUGGAUUAGACGUAAUUUAGUAUGCGACAGGCUAUGACUUUUAUUUUGUAAUUAGGAAAUUUUCAUAUUUUUAUAAUGCUUUUUUAAAUGGUAAAUACGAAAUUUCGAGGAAUAUUUUAACGCAAUUUUAAUGAGCUCUCUUAUCUUUUUUAUGAUCGAAAAAGUCCAAUUGUAGAGAUGAAUAUCUAUUACGCUAACAUUCGAAACCAUCUUUAUUUUUUUAACGUCUUUCCCAAGUUUGAAGUCCUUUUUCUUUGAAUUAAUUUCAAAAGGACUAUUCAGCCAGCUUGUCUGUGAAUUUACCAUUAAAAAGAGCAAUUUUUUUAUACUUCGAAGUUGGAAGAUGCUAUUUGGUGUUUUUUUUUUAUUUAAAAGUGAUAGUACAAAACUUGUUAUCCCAAAUAACACUUUCUAAAUUAUACAAUCGCAAUGUUAAUAAUAUUCAACGCCUUUUCUACAAUAAAAAAAACGAAAGAAAAUCGGUCAAAUCUAAAAAUUGAGUAGAACAAAAAUGGUGCUAUCUUCAAUCUAUUCCUAAUGUAAAUACAAUACAUGAAUUUGUUAAAAAACCACCGAAUAUUAUUGGCAUUGCGCCGAUACGUAAAACAAUUUGUUAUCUUUUGGUUUAUAUUUAACAGACGGUAUUGAUAGAUGAAUGUUUAAAAAAUUAGUUGGGUGCCAACAUUAUUGAACAGAACUGCGUUAUAUCUUAAAAUUUUCACUUAUGAUACAGUCUCCUUGUUGAUUGAAUUAUUGCUGGUGCAGGAGAAAAAUAUCAAUCACGCCGGAGAUUCAGUAAGAAAAUUGAUAAAAAUAAUUGUUUUGGGCUCACUUUGUUGAUUCAGUUUAAAUCGAGUCUGGGAAUAUUGAUAAACGUGCAGUUCUGAGGUUAAAUUAGUCAAGUUAAAAAAAUGAAUGCUCAGCGAGGUGUAGAUAAGUCAAAAAAAUUAGAAUAAUUACUUGUUAGUGACUAUUAAUAGUGGUUUUUUAUUAAUGCAAAACAAAAAUCGAUUGGCUGCAUUGUAAUCUACGGUGGUUUAAUUUGAUGUCGUUUUAUUAACUUAGCUACUAAAUGGUGGUUGUUAGUUGUGAGACUUUAGUAGGAUUUCAUUAAAAUAACAAAUCGGUAUGUUUUGCAAUUUUAAAAAACCGCGUUUCCUGUACAUACAUAUUACAUAAAAAACCUUUUUCAAAAAAUUUUUAUUGCAAUAUAGCGUGUAGCACUGUACCCUGGUAAACGUGUUAUUAGGCAAAAUUAGGGUAACUUGAGAUAACCAUUUUUAUACUAGUCUGAAAAAAAUCAUAAAAAUAAGCCUUCUGUGUUGUUUUUCGUUGUUUGUGGAAAAAAUGUUAACGUUUCUCUGCUCAGUUCGAGUUCGAAAUUCUAAAAGCAAGACUAAUUUUCUACCCUUUUUAGUUGAAUUUACAGUGAAAUCCAUUUUGAAACAGUACUAUACUUUCAUUGUUGCUCAAAAUUAACGUUUACUUUUGAACGACACGGAUAUUGUUGAAGCUUAUUUUUCACGCAAAUUUUUUAUCCACUACUUUCGAGGAAUUUCGUCAGCACUAUCGCAAAUUUCGGCCGUUCGUUUUCGGUUUAUUGCAGUAUCAAGUAUGUUUAAUCAAAAUAUUUAACGAGUACAAGUUAAAUAUCAAAUCGGCCGUUUCGUUUGUUGCAUUUCGUACAGAUUAACCGAGGAAUUAAUGAAAAAUGUGUUACAGUUUUAAAAUAAUUUGAUUUAUCCAAUUCCAGCCAAAAGUUUCAUUCAGAAUUUUUGUGAAUUAUUCUAGCGACUGUACGAGCUGCGAUGGACGAUGCCUUGGCGAAUUUAUUGUUUCGAUUUAGUAAAUUAUUGCCCUAAAAUCGUGUUAUAAGUGCAUGCUUUAUUGUUGGCUCUGUUUUGUCUAAUAUUUUUACAUUGCUUUUCGAUGAUGUCGGUUUAAUCUUGUUUGUUUCGUAAAAAGUGUUUGGUGCAAUGAAGACUGUUAUUGUGCAAAAAAAUAUAUCUUGUCUGAAUUUGAAAUAGAAACGGCUUAAGUUUACAUUUUGUGAAAUUCACACAGUUUCUUUCAGCGCCAAUUUCACGAACAGUUUGUCGAUAUAACGAGUACUCUUUCCAUUAGUUUGCAUAUGAUGCCUUUUUUGUAAGCCACAAGCUAUAUACUAUAUAUACAUAUAAAUAUAUUUCUAUUGCUCUUUUAUAAUUUCCA
Molecule: messenger RNA, 6416 nt
Organism: Phyllotreta striolata
Lineage: Eukaryota; Metazoa; Arthropoda; Insecta; Coleoptera; Chrysomelidae
Source: the annotation of a GenBank genome assembly